GAAUUAGGCAGCAGCUGCAGAGGGGAGGGCCCCCUCCCCCGCUCGCUCGCUGGUCCCGCACGGCGCCGGCGGGAGCAGCGCCGCCCCGCUCGGAGCGGCGGCUCGGGGCGCGCACGCACACACGGACCGGCGGCGGCCGGGCGGGGGGGCCGGCUGAUGAAGAUGGCAAUGUCUGUGAUCCAAGCGUGCCGCAGCCUGGCGCUCUCAACAUGGCUGCUGUCCUUUUGUUUCGUGCAUCUGCUGUGCCUGGACUUCACCGUGGCCGAGAAGGAGGAGUGGUACACGGCCUUCGUCAACAUCACCUACGCCGACCCGGCAGCCGGCAGUCCCGAGCUCCGCAGCGAGAAGAGCGAGUGUGGGCGCUACGGCGAGCAGUCGCCCAAGCAGGACGCCCGGGGGCAGGUGGCCCUCUCCGCCUCGCCCGCUGACCGCUACGCCUGCGACCCCGGCACCCGCUUCAACGCCCCGGCGCCGGGCAAGAGCUGGGUGGCCCUGAUCCCGCGGGGAAACUGCACCUACAAGGACAAGAUCCGCCACGCCGCCGCCCAGAACGCCUCCGCCGUCGUCAUUUAUAACGUGGGCUCCAGCAACGCCAACGAAACCAUCACCAUGCCCCACGCAGGCUUAGAAGAUGUUGUAGCAAUAAUGAUUCCUGAACCCAAAGGAAAAGAGAUAGUGAGCCUCCUGGAGAGGAACAUUACUGUGAUGAUGUACAUAACCAUCGGGACUCGCAACCUGCAGAAGUACGUUAGCCGGACCUCGGUGGUGUUUGUCUCCAUCUCCUUCAUUGUGCUGAUGAUCAUCUCCUUGGCAUGGCUGGUCUUCUACUACAUCCAGAGAUUCCGCUACGCAAAUGCCAGAGACAGAAAUCAGCGCCGGCUUGGAGAUGCUGCGAAGAAAGCAAUCAGCAAGCUGCAAGUCAGGACGAUCAGGAAAGGUGACAAGGAGACUGAGCCAGACUUUGAUAACUGUGCUGUUUGUAUCGAAGGCUACAAGCCCAAUGAUGUUGUCAGGAUAUUGCCUUGCAGGCAUCUUUUCCACAAGUCCUGUGUAGACCCCUGGCUGCUAGACCAUCGUACCUGCCCGAUGUGUAAAAUGAAUAUUCUAAAAGCUCUAGGGAUUCCGCCAAAUGCAGAUUGCAUGGAUGAUAUACCUCCAGACUUGGAAGCAUCCAUAGGAGGACCACCGACCAACCAGAUCACAGGAGCCAGUGACAUUACCGUGAACGAAAGCUCUGUCGCCCUGGAUCCCCCAGCCCGGACUGUGGGAGCACUACAAGUCAUCCAAGACGUAGACUCCUUUCCUCAGGCUGGUGAGAGUAACUUCACAACAAGCAUGUGUGUAAACCUGGAAUUUCCUGAUGUGUGAAACUUGUCGGCUGUUUCUUCCUGAACUCAGCCACUGCACACUUUGGCAUUCAUAGGAGGCAAAAGGUUACCAGUGGGAAGGGACCCAAGUGACAGCCUGGUCUUCGUGACGUGUCUCCAGCUCCUUACUGCUCUGGUCCUCUCUGCCCUUCAGCUGCUUCUAAACAGAAAGCAGCAGCUGUGUGAGAGGUAAAUGCUUCUGCUACCUCAAGGGAGAGCUGCAACCUCAGCCCAGACACGGCACGAUGUGUUAAAACAGCUUUAAAAGAUGACUGUUGUGCCGUGCCUCAGUGGGAGUCGGGCCACUGUUGUGAGGGGUCAUCCAGCUGCUCUUCCCUUGCCUUAUCAGACAUCACUGUGCAUCCCUGGGAGCAAGGGGAGGAGGAGAGCCCAGGGAUUCUUGUGUCAUCCAGCAUAGGUAUGCUGCUUCCUAGUAGUUUGAGGCACAGUAAAAAUCCUUAAUGUAAUUUAAGAGACAUACAGAAAAGUUUUCCAGUAGAUGCAAAAGAAGGCAGAGAGAAAUCCCUGACGGAGCCAGCUCCUGGCUCAAGCUACAGCCCUGCCACGGGUCCCAGACUUCCCUCAUCCUGGCGCACCUUUUUUGCUUUCUGGCUGGUGCCGCCAGCACACACACCUCUUCAGCGCCGCUUUCGAGAUGACAACAUGCCAGUUCGGCUGGAGCCCUGGAUUGUAUUCCCCCAGGAACAGCUGUGGGCCAGUUCACUCCCAGCUCCCCAGACCCUGCUGUCUCCUUGCUC
Onychostruthus taczanowskii (white-rumped snowfinch) is the source of this 2125-nucleotide messenger RNA. RefSeq names its product ring finger protein 150 (gene RNF150). The transcript has 7 exons. NCBI's taxonomy places the organism in Eukaryota, Metazoa, Chordata, Aves, Passeriformes, Passeridae. The record is from RefSeq and is a predicted model, not a curated record. Bases 157 to 1368 code for a protein of 403 amino acids.